CAGCCUCUAUGGACACCCAGGAGGUGUGCGCCACGCAGGGCUGUUCCCUCCUGGUCCGGAUUUACAACUGCCACCGUUGGUCUCCGCUUGCCUCUGCCGGCCGGGUCGGCGCUCCCCGGCUCUCCCACUCCCCAAGCUGCCCUUGGCCUUUCUCAUUUUAUCUAUCUCGGAGGUGCUGGGAAAGCUGAGGAGAAUCAGACCAGCCCCAGGUCCCCUCUCCCCAGCGUCCCCCAUGUCCCCUGCCACCAGCACGAGAAGAAACGGCCACAUGGUCCAGAGAGCCCCGCUCCCACCCCUGCUGCUCCUGUCACUGUUGAUCCCAGGCUCGUGGGCUGUACCAGACGCACAGCCACUUCACCGAGUGGCGGGGCAGACGCUUUCUGUGAGAUGCCAGUACCCCCCCAAGGGCUGGCCCUACGAGAGGAAGAGCUGGUGUAAGGAGCUAUCGGCGGUCAAGUGCACCAGGUUAGUCACCAGCUCCGGUCCCCGCAGGCUGGCUCAGGCCUCUCGAUUCUCAAUCUGGGACAACCCUAGCACUGGCCUCUUCAUUGUCACCAUGACUGGGCUGAAGGAGGAAGAUUCAGGACACUACUGGUGUAGAAUUUACCAUGCUUCCGGCAACUCUGUCUCUAAGUCCAUAAGGUUCUAUCUGACGGUGUCUCCAGCCCCCAUCACCUUUCCAGAGAUGGCCUCCCACCAGCCUCCAUCAAGAGCUCUGAGCACUGCUUCUGCCUCCACGCAGGCCACCCGGGCUUCCCGUGACCUGAUCUCAUCACAGAACCAGAGCUGUGUGUCCUCCACUGGAAGAGCCAGAGAGGCCCCCAGGGCUUCCUCUGCCAUCACUGCCCCUUCACAGCAACAAAACUGCACCCUCCACUGUCACCCUGCAGCCCCCGGCGCUCUGGUCUCCGUGCUCUGUGGACUCCUUCUGGCCAAGAGCGUGGUGUUGUCAGCCCUGCUUGUCUGGGCCUUAAGGAGUCGACAUGCGCAACACAGAGGGAGGUCUCUGAUGUACCCAGCUCGGUCCAGACUCCAGGCCUCAGGGCCCAAGAAGGAUGGCCAGUAUCCCCCAGGCUCCCCGGGGGCGCCUCCCUGACCUCUGAACCCUUCGCUCCUUGCAAAGAAAAGGCGGAAGUCCCCCAGAACUUGAUCCAACACCCUUGGCUACACCCCUCACUCCAGUGUUGAGGAUUUCUCAGCCUGGCCUCCUCCCAAGGUCCAGGCCCACGGCUUGCUCACACACAGCUGGCAUCUGGGCCAGCACCAUCCAGGGAUGGGAGCCGAAGACCAGUGCAGUGGCUGUCCACCAAACUGGAGCCACCACGGUGGGCCACUCUGACCCCACCAUCUUCUCCCCUAGGCCUCCCCCUCAUCCUCCUGCUCCCUGCCUCCUCCUCUUCCUCCUGUCCUUCCCCCUCUUCCCCCACCCCUCCUCCUCUCCUUCCCCCUCCUCUCCCUCCUCCUCCUCCUCCUCCUCCUCCUCCUCCUCCUCCUCCCCUUCCCCUCCUGUCUGUGGCCCCACAGCUCAGCCAGGAUCCCAGGUCACCCCCAGCAUUUCUCUCUCCAUCCCUGUUUGCUCAGCCACACUCUGCCAAGACCUCUGUUCUGCUUCUCUCUGUGGCUUCUGCCUCUUCCUCCUCUUCCUCCCCCUUUGCAAAUCCCCAGCACCUGGCACCUGCACCCAGGCCACUCUUUCAGUCACCUAACUGGCGUCCUGCCUUUGGUCUCCACCUCUUAGAUUGUUCCCCCUUAUCCGUCCUUUCUCAACAACACCUCUGUGCAUUUCUACUGCACAGGAGGUGGGGGCCUCUGCUCUGCCAAGUUCAACCACCCUAGUCACCAUCACCACAUCACUAUGUACCACACUUACUGUCCUUGCAGCCACCAAGAUGGCCACCGGCUCUGGAGAGGAGUCACCCCCCCCCCCCUUGUCCUGCACAAGCUGAGUGGGAGGCUCCACAGUGGAGGCCACCCUGGUCUGACCCGAGGCACUGCCCCUCGUAGGACUGCUGUGUCUCUGACACUUACUAUCUCGGUGUCGGACUUCCCAGACUGAGCCUCUAAAUUUAUCUUUUCUCUCCUGUCCUUCCUCUAUUUUUCUUUAUUCCUACUUUCUGGAAAAGUUUCUCAAGGUUGCAUUCCGGUCCUUCUAUUCAAAGGUUUACCGUUUAUGCUCUCACACCUUAAAAUGUCUAAAGGGUCUAUUUGUUCUCCGAAUGUUCCUUUACGACAUGCGUGUUUGCUUUGGCGACGCCAUUUUUUCUCGGGCAGUGUUAAAGUUUUAACUUUUGAGGGUUGUGGCGGUUUAUUUUUUUAAGCCUUGUCUGUUUUCUGUUUCCCCCAAAUACCUUUUUCUAUCUUUCGUUUUCUCCUUUCGUUGACCGCUGUCUUUCCUCAGAACUUUCUGGAAGCCUCUGCUGCUUCUUGGCAGAGCACCGGUAUUUAAAAGCUCGGAGGCCCUGUGUGUGUUACAGAGAUUUGUGAACUCUACGUUGAUUUGGCAAGGGUGUUGUUACGGGCUGUUAUGUGCCCUCCUCCAUUUAUAUGUUCAAAUCCCAACUCCCAAGGUGAUGAGGGAGGAGCCCUCACAAACGGGAUUCUGCCCUUACAAAGCUCCUGGCAAAGCUCCCUGGCUCCUUCUACUCUGUGACGACGCGGUGAGGGGACAACCCUAUAGGAACCAGGAAGGUCUCACCAGACACACAAUCUGCCAGCAACUUGGCCUUGGACUUUCCAGCCUCCAGAACUGUGAGAAAUAAGAGCUGCUGACGCCCCUCGGUCCGUGGCAUUUUUGUCUCAGCCACUAAGCGGACUAAGACCAGCACCGCUUCGUUUUUUUCUGACGGCUCAGUGUCUCCAAAAAGGUGCUUUGAACCGUCCUCCUGGGGAUAUAAGCCUGGUUCUAGGCACCAGCUGUGGCAAAGCAGCUUCCGUUUUCACUCACUCGGGCCCCAGGUGGAACACAGUGUCCUUCUCCAAGGUGCCCUGGGAGGGCGUCUCUGUGACAGACCCUCGUCAGAGACUACCCUGUGGGUUCUCUGUCGGGAGAGAGAGAGAGAGAGCGAGGAGGGAGAAAGGAUGGGGGCAGCUGACCCACUCACUCUGUCUCAUGGGGGGGCAGAGAAGCUAGGAGCCAGACUGCUUCUCAACCCCAGUCCCCAGCUUGUAGUCUGCGUCCUGAGGUCGCCCCGCCUCCGAUUCCUAAGGCUUCCUGGGUUUCUAAGGUAAAAAAAAGACUUGCUUCUUAUGACUCCCUCCCCCACGUUUCUCUGGUCCAUUAAAGUCGUCCAAAUGUUGCCCAGCUUUAAGACUUCCAUGGAGCUCUCCCUUCAUCCUUGAGGAUGGAUUUAUGCAAUGCUUGCCCAUUUAUCACCACUUCCCUCACACAGCUUGCCCAUCUCUUCAGCAGGAGCAGAGGGGCCUCAAAUUUUCCAUCCAAUCACCCCUUCCAGCUCCCACCACCCUGGGCAGGAAAGAGCGAGAUCCCAGAUCUCCACUUGCUCCUGUAAAGACUCCCGGCCUCUUCUGCACCCUCCAUCACAGCCAGUGCUGGGACCCCCAGACCUGCGGCUUCAUUCCUUCCUUCCCUGCCCACCCUAGUCCCAAAAGCCCGGGGCUCCCUGGUCCGCCCUCAUCACCCAGGAUGGCAUCUCAGUAAGACCUUAUGAAUUCAUCAGAUGAGCCCCAUUUCCCACUCUUCCCCAAAUUCGUGCGUCUUUUUGCUCUGCCCUCUGAAACAUGAGCCCUUGUGAGCUCAACCUCUCUGAACAUCGCCUUCCUAUUUUCAAGGAAAUCUGCACCUCCUAGGAGAACACUGCUCUCUCUGUCGUUCUGGUCCACGGUGGCAUUUCACUCUCCUUCACCA
This is a messenger RNA of Leopardus geoffroyi (Geoffroy's cat), 3865 nucleotides long. RefSeq names its product natural cytotoxicity triggering receptor 2 (gene NCR2). The record is from RefSeq and is a predicted model, not a curated record. The transcript has 6 exons. Gene Ontology annotation, molecular function: signaling receptor activity. Lineage: Eukaryota; Metazoa; Chordata; Mammalia; Carnivora; Felidae. Gene Ontology annotation, cellular component: cell surface. The coding region runs from base 233 to 1096 and encodes 287 amino acids.